AAGGAGAGGCUGGGUUGAGUUGCAGCCCACUGGGAGAGAGCUUGCCCAGUAUGUGCAGUGCAAGGUUCUGGAUUCAAACUGGGACGUCAGGGUUGUGGGCAGAGGCAGGCCUGGUGAAGUGCAGAGUACCCGGUCAAGAAGAGGACGGUGAGAGGCACUUAGAGGUUUCCACACCGUGUGUGUGGGCCAGUGUUGGAAGGCGGCGUGGAGCGGAACUGAACUAGACAGCCACUAAGCCCUGGCCACUGCUGACCUCAGAGGCUGACACUCCCUGCCAAGGGGAAGUUUGUCUGUGGCUUUCCUGGGGAGCACAGCUCCCCACUGUGCUGCACCUUCUGCUCAGCACAGGACCCCGGCUGUUCCUUCUCAUCCCGGCCCAGGGCUGAGCCCCCAGCAGAGACCAGGACAGAGUGACCAGACUGUGGCAGGCCGCUUGAAGAGUGCACAGGGGCUUCUGGUGCCCUUGCUCUGGGGUCACAGGGAGAGGGCACAAGGACUGCAUUCCUACUGGCACCAGAUGAGGGAACUUCACAGACAGCCCUUCCCUGCACGGGGUGUGCUGUAGGAGGUCAGAAGGUUUCCACGAAGUUUCAGAAUGCCCAAACCAUACUUCCGGUGUUACUUCCUGAGCCCAAACACAAAUCUGGACACAGCAUGUACACACCCAUCCCGCGCAGUGGCUCCCCAUUCCCAGGCUCCGUGCAGACUCCUGGCCUGCACGUAUGGCGUGUGGAGAAGCUGAAGCCAGUGCCUGUGGCCCCCGAGAACCAGGGCGUCUUCUUCUCCGGGGACUCCUACCUGGUGCUGCACAAUGGCCCGGAGGAGCUCUCGCACCUGCACCUGUGGAUAGGUCAGCAGUCAUCCCGCGAUGAGCAGGGGGCCUGCGCCGUGCUGGCCGUGCACCUCAACACCCUGCUCGGGGAGCGUCCGGUGCAGCACCGCGAGGUGCAAGGCAACGAAUCCGACCUCUUCAUGAGCUACUUCCCGCGAGGCCUCAAGUACCAGGAGGGUGGCGUGGAGUCGGCGUUUCACAAGACCUCGCCGGGGACAGCCCCAGCUGCCAUCAAGAAACUCUACCAGGUGAAGGGGAAGAAGAACAUCCGGGCCACUGAGCGGGCACUGAGCUGGGACAGCUUCAACACUGGGGACUGCUUCAUCCUGGACCUGGGCCAGAACAUCUUCACCUGGUGCGGGGAGAGGUCCAACAUCCUGGAGCGCAACAAGGCUCGGGACCUGGCCAUGGCCAUCCGGGACAGUGAGCGGCAGGGCAAGGCCCAGGUGGAGAUCGUCACCGAUGGGGAGGAGCCCAGCGAGAUGAUCCAGGUUCUGGGCCCCAAGCCUGCUCUGAAGGAAGGCAACCCUGAGGAGGACCUCACAGCUGACCAGACCAACGCCCAGGCCGCGGCUCUGUACAAGGUCUCCGAUGCCACUGGACAGAUGAACCUGACCAAGGUGGCCGACUCCAGCCCCUUUGGCUCCGAGCUGCUUGUGUCCGACGACUGCUUUGUGCUGGACAAUGGGCUCUGCGGCAAGAUCUACAUCUGGAAGGGGCGAAAAGCUAACGAAAAGGAGCGGCAGGCGGCCCUCCAAGUGGCCGAGGACUUCAUCUCCCGCAUGCGGUACGCGCCCAACACUCAGGUGGAGAUUCUGCCCCAGGGCCGAGAGAGUCCCAUCUUCAAGCAAUUCUUCAAGGACUGGAAGUGAGGGUGGGCGACUCCCUGCCUUGCUCCCUACCUCCGCCUGCACCCGCUUUCUCCUCCUCCGGAUGCCCCUGCCAAUGUUCAAUAAAGGAAACAAGUGCCUUCCAAA
Messenger RNA from Cavia porcellus (domestic guinea pig), 1809 nucleotides. RefSeq names its product capping actin protein, gelsolin like (gene Capg). The record is from RefSeq and is a predicted model, not a curated record. The transcript has 11 exons. Gene Ontology annotation, cellular component: cytoplasm; actin cytoskeleton. Gene Ontology annotation, biological process: barbed-end actin filament capping; central nervous system development; actin polymerization or depolymerization. Gene Ontology annotation, molecular function: actin filament binding; phosphatidylinositol-4,5-bisphosphate binding. NCBI's taxonomy places the organism in Eukaryota, Metazoa, Chordata, Mammalia, Rodentia, Caviidae. Bases 655 to 1704 code for a protein of 349 amino acids.